Linum trigynum is the source of this 4320-nucleotide messenger RNA. Lineage: Eukaryota; Viridiplantae; Streptophyta; Magnoliopsida; Malpighiales; Linaceae. The record is from the annotation of a GenBank genome assembly.
GUAGUAUGCCCAUAACCAUUUCUCAUCCAUAAAAGAAUUAGUUAUAUUUGACACAAAAGUAAAAGUUUUGGUGUAUAUCUUGCCUUAAAAUUACAUUACAAGCAAAAUCUGAUUGUGACCAUCUCUUUUUUACUUUUUUUAGUUUGCCAAUGUAAUUCAAUGUAACAUUCCCUCCUUUUCUAUGAUGAAGAGAUUAUCCGCUAUAGGUCAAGUCUCCCAUGUUUUUGCUUUUAAGAUAAUACACCAUGGUGACUCUCUAAAAGGACAUCCAUAUCUGCUUUGCUCUAAGCUAAACACGUUUAACUUUAAGUUCUUAUCGUAGUUGCUCCCAAUAACUCGAGUUGUUGGGAGAAGUUCAAUUGUAGAUCAUAAACCUCAACACUAAUACGCCCCCUCAAACGAAAGCCACUCACAAGGGCUUGAAGUUUGCACAGGUCUGAAGACAAGAAUACCAUGUGCUUAACAAAUGGGGGUCACUGGGAAUCGAACACAAGACCUUUCGGUCACAGAAGGCUCUGAUACCAAGUCAAAAACCAAUUGGUCCCAAUAACUCGAGUUGUUGGGAGAGGUUCGAUCGUGAAUCAUAUACCACAGCACUAAUACUAUCAUUAUUGUCCAUAUCGUUUUAGAAGUUAUCCCAAAGUCUAAACAAGUAAAUCAAAUUACAAAGUUGACGACGAGGUAAAAUAAAAAUUGUAAUGAAAUGGCGGACAUUGUUGACACAAACGUUUUCCCGCUAACUAGGGUCGUUCACUCACAAAUCAUAAUUCAGUUGCAUGCUUUCUCCCGUGUGACUCGCUCUCUUCAAUCACUCACCACUCUUGGUGCUUCCAUCAAUUUUCCCUCCAACCUUCCAUUCAUCGUUUCUACUCAGCCAUAAAAAAGAAACAAUAAUAGUAACUCAAAUAAUAACAACAUUAAGUAAAAAAAGACAAAGAAAAAGGAAGAAGUCAAAUAUCAUAAGGGCCUCACAUCAACAAUUAUAGAAAGAUAACUUCAAAGAAGCACAAAGAAGAUCACAAUAACGACAAAACAUCAAGAACAAUAGUUGAACUAUCUGGUGGCUGUAGUAUAUACUUUCUCUCAAUUUUAUUUUCUUUUGCAUUAUUUAUUUGCUUGUAUUACCUUUGGGUUGGGAACUACAUUUGGUGAUCUUGUCAGGCAAUUCUUUGCGGUGAAACAAAUUUGGGCAGAUUUCAUUGAGAGAUCGGCUACCCUCUUCGCCUUUUUGGAGCUUCACUGUAAAUUAAUUAAGACAAAAAGAAACAUCAGUCCUAAAAGAUCAAGGUAUCCAAUGUUCUUCCUCCCCUUCCAUCGUUCUGUUGCAUUAUUCCCCGAGCAUUUCAUGUGUAUCUCCUAUCUAUCAUGAUGCCCAAACAAAAAAGCAAGCUUACCCAUUUUUUAAAAAGGAUUUGAUACUUGGUUUAUGUAUGUUAUGAUUUGUGAUGAGAUUAUUUUCUUAUAAAAACUGUUUGAGAUUGAGAAGCCUUUAUAUUAUAAUUGCUUAGGCGGCAUAAGGGAAAAAAUGUCAGCAGUGGAUAGCCGGCGUGAAUCCCUGGCCGGGUUGACCCUGGAUGCGGUGUUGGGAAACAACAAGAGAUCUGGAUCUGGUCCGGGUGAAGUGAAUGCAGCCACCGCGGCACAUAUGAACAAAACCCUACUCGAUAUCAUCCGCGAUGAAGAUCCCCAUCGCUCCUUGUUUGGACACAAAGACAAAAAGAGCUGGAAAGCAUUCAGAGAAAGGCUACGACUACGGAGAGCGGGAGCCGCAUGGACAUCCUCUAUCCAGAUCCCCACAUCCGAUCUACCCAUCCACAAAAAUGCUCCUCCUCCUAGGUCAAUGAUGUCCCGUCGUAACUCUGUCCGGUUCACAACCACCACCGAUCAUCCUGAAGAAUUCGGGCCUCAAAUGUCACGCAAAACCUCCACCAAACAUGGACCCACUAGUCAUGUGGACGGGGAAGAGUUUGCAGUGGGCGAUGAGCUUCCAGCUCGAAGCUUUAGACCACAGAUGUCGCGGCGGCACUCCGUCCGGAUGCAUGAGGAAGAAGAGGACGCUGUGAAUCAGCGACCAGGCGCAACAUUGGUAGAAGAGAGAGUAUUGUCAGCUAGGGAGGCGAUUGCAGCGCAGGAGGCCUCAGAAGCAGCUGCCGCACAAGAAGCUGCUGCAUCCGAAGAGGAGGAGGAUGAGAAAUUUGUUGAUGUCGAAGAGGAAGGAAUGGGCAUGUCGCUUAUGGAUUUGCUGGAGGAGACUGAUCGACAGAUGGGGUUUGAAGGAGCAAGGUAUGUGGUAGGGGAUCAGGACAAUGAACAAACUUACGACUACGAGGAUGACGAUGAUAGCGAUGUCGCUGGUGGGACUGAGCAUACUUGUUGCGUGUGCAUGGUCAGGCAUAAAGGCUCGGCUUUUAUUCCUUGCGGCCAUACCUUCUGUCGACUUUGCUCAAGGGAGCUUUACGUUCAAAGAGGGAAUUGUCCACUCUGUAAUGGCUUCAUCUUAGAAAUUCUUGAUGUUUUCUGAUUCAAUUCUCUCUUUCUCACAAUCACAUCUAUUCUUCCUACUUACCUCAUUCCCGGUCCUCUCAUCCAAAUUUACUUGAAUGGUGAUUAUAUUAUUAGUAUCGGUAUUUUCUCUUCAUUCCAGAAAAUAAAGAUAUAUUGGUUUGACUGGAAUUUCGUAGCUCACAUUUUCUAUGUUUUAUUGUGAAAUGGUGAAAACCAAAACUACCUCUUCAUCAUUAAUCAAACGAAUAAAAAAAAUCACCAACAGAGUCGUUAAAGCCAAUUAAUGAGCUAUAGACGAGUUCGACUGGCAAAUAGUGUGGGUACCAAUUGCUAGAUCGUGACCCCAAUGGGCAAGACUAUUCGCUAAAAAUAUAAUUUAGCCUCUCUAUAUACAUGAAUAAUAGGUAUCUCCCAAUUUCUUUGCCGGAGCUCUGUGAAAGAAAGCACCAGGUUUGGAUGUUGGUGGAUGGUCGGUUGGAAUCUCAAUAGUAAGAGGUUGAAUGGUUAUACGCGAGUCGAGCUCGAGUUCAAAUUUUCCUUUGCCAGUGCCCCAGGCCAGCUAGAGCCCUUUGAGUGCGCCCUACAGCUUUGCAUGAGUGAGCGUACAUCUUCACAGGUUCAUAGAGUAAGCCCCCUAACAAGCGACCUUGCCCGUCUCAAAGUGCCCCUCCUGUAGCGGUAGACCUGACACUCACAAGAGCGAGCUGUCAGAGUUCACUGUGAGCCAUCGGUCGAGGUCGGUUCCCACAAAACAACAACGUCUCAAUGCGACCUGACCUCCCUAGUGCUAGGGUGUGGUCUGCUGCCUUAUUGUGUCCCGCAAUGACCCCUCAGACUACGGUAUUUUGCGUAAACUUAUUAGGGGCUUCCAGCUCAAGAUAGGGUGAGUAACUUUAGGGUGAGUAACAAUGAGUAACCAAAUCUGGACCCUUCUUUAAAGUGGCUGCAGAUCGAAGGGUGGAGAAUUAAAGUAUUAUUUUCCCUAGUUUUCUUAAUUGGAUCAUAUCUUCUUCAUUCUAACUCGGAUUUCAAUUUUUUUUUUUUUACACAGAUGGAACGAGUUCGUUGUGCUCUACAAAAUGAUAUCCAUUUUCAAUAUUUUUUGAGAAAAAAAUUUUCAUCCCUCUCGUUACCAACUCCAUACCAUAUGGUAUCUUCUUCGUUGUUUAGUCAUUUUCGGAAAUUUUUGCACAAAAUGAACGAUUUAAUCAAUGAUCUAUUGGAUUUCAAAAUUUUCUGGGGGGAAAAAUUUCAUACCUCUCGUUACCAACUCCCUACCAUACUAUACCACCCUAUAUGAGGUGGUAUUUUUCAUACCAUAUGGUAUGCUAUUAUUUAAUACCAGUCAAUACCAUAUGGUAUUGACUAGUAAUAAUUGACAAAAAAAUUUUGUUCCAAAAAAUAUCAAAGUGGAUAUCAUUUUGAAUCGUUACCAACUCCAUACCAUACUAUACCACCCUAGUAUGAGGUGGUAUUUUUCAUACCAUAUGGUAUGCUGUUAUUUAAUACUAGUCAAUACCAUAUGGUAUUGACUGGUAAUAACUGACAAAUUGUUUUUGUUCCAAAAAAUAUCAAAGUGAAUAUCAUUUUGAAGAGCACAAUUAAUCUGAUCUAACUGUGCAAAAAUAAUUGAAUUUCGAGUUAAAACGAGUGAAAAAUCGUCCAUUAAAGAUUAAGGGGAAAAAAAUUAAUGAUUUUUUCCAGGUGAGAGAAAAAUGCGCUGAUGUGGUAGAUUCUUAUUGGGUUAUGCAUGAGCUUACUCACCGGAUCUGGUCCCGAGCUUCCACGAUGUCUGAAAAAAUAGGAUGAUUCAGC